Coniosporium apollinis CBS 100218 is the source of this 3225-nucleotide messenger RNA. RefSeq names its product potassium/sodium efflux P-type ATPase, fungal-type. The transcript is spliced from 6 exons. Gene Ontology annotation, molecular function: ATP binding; ATP hydrolysis activity; P-type calcium transporter activity. Gene Ontology annotation, biological process: intracellular calcium ion homeostasis; calcium ion transmembrane transport. The record is from RefSeq and is a predicted model, not a curated record. Gene Ontology annotation, cellular component: plasma membrane. Lineage: Eukaryota; Fungi; Ascomycota; Dothideomycetes. Bases 1 to 3225 code for a protein of 1074 amino acids.
AUGGGCAAGAAAGAACAGGCAGAGCUGGCGAACCACGUCUCCGGCCAAGCCAACAAUGAAAUGCUAUCGCGCCCUGCGCAUGCUUUGCCUGUUACCCAGGUCAUCGAAGAAAUGAGCGCCAAUCCUGAAGACGGGCUCACAGAAUCCGAAGUCAAAACUCGUCUCGAGAAGUAUGGGCGCAAUGAGCUGGGCGACGCCGAGGGCGUCAACCCGGGCAAGAUACUCGUUCGGCAGGUUGCCAACGCUAUGACUCUAGUCCUGAUCCUGGCCAUGGCCGUCAGUUUUGGCAUCCGGUCGUGGAUUGAAGGCGGCGUGGUUGCUGCCGUGAUUGUCCUCAAUAUUGUUGUUGGCUUUAUGCAGGAGUUCCAGGCCGAGAAAACCAUGGACUCGUUAAGGUCUUUGAGCUCGCCUACUGCCAGCGCCGUUCGGGAUGGCAAGACUCUCAGUGUUUCUACUGUGGAAGUUGUUCCUGGUGACAUGGUAGAGUGUAAAACUGGGGACACCAUCCCCGCGGACAUUCGCUUGAUUGAGGCGGUUAACUUCGAAACCGAUGAGGCUCUGCUCACCGGCGAGUCUCUUCCUGUGCACAAAGAAGCUGAUUCAACUUUCGAGGACGACACCGGUCCUGGAGAUCGCCUCAACGUCGCGUACAGCUCAUCCACGGUGACCAAAGGCCGCGCUCGCGGCAUUGUUUUCGCUACCGGCAUGUACACCGAGAUCGGCUCCAUCGCCGCGGCGCUCAGGAAGAAAGAUUCCAAGGUCCGACCCGUCAAGCGCAAGGCUGACGGCAGCGCGAAGCCCCACCGGUAUGCCGAAGCCUGGACGCUCACCGCUUCAGACGCGGUGGGUCGCUUUUUGGGUAUCAAUGUCGGCACUCCGCUGCAGAAGAAGCUUUCGCGGCUCGCAAUUUUACUUUUCUUCAUCGCCGUGGUCUGUGCAAUCAUCGUGCUGGCAGCAAAUAACUUUGUCAGCGAGCAAGAGGUCAUCAUCUACGCCGUUGCUACGGGCUUGAGUAUGAUCCCUGCCUCGCUUAUUGUCGUCUUGACUAUCACUAUGGCUGCUGGGACGAAGCGCAUGGUUGAGAGGCAUGUCAUUGUUAGGAACCUCAGAAGCUUAGAGGCUCUCGGCGCCGUGACAGAUAUUUGCUCAGACAAAACCGGCACACUCACGCAGGGCAAGAUGGUCGCCAAGAAAGCGUGGAUCCCUGCCAAAGGGACUUACUCCGUCAGCAGCUCUAAUGAGCCCUUCAACCCUACAAUUGGGAGCUUAAGUUUCGAUUCGAAACCCCCAAAGGAUAUCGAUUUCAAAGCAGCCGACGAGGAAGGCCACGAGCAGACCUACACAGAUCUGCUUGAAGGCAACAAAUUCCUGGAGGACUACCUGAACGUAGCUUCACUAGCUAAUCUAGCACAUGUCCAUAAGAAUGACAAUGGAGACUGGAAUGCUCGCGGUGAUCCUACCGAAAUUGCUAUUCAGGUUUUCGCCUCCCGCUUUGAUUGGAACAGGACCCGCCUUACCGCUGGUGACAAGCCAAAGUGGAAGCAGAUUGCCGAGUUUCCGUUCGACUCCGAUGUGAAGAAAAUGUCCGUCAUCUUCGAGGAGACGGCUUCGCAAGAACGUCACGUCUUUACCAAGGGCGCUGUAGAACGCGUGAUCGGCUCAUGCACCUCGGUGUAUUCUGGAGAAGGCGAAGCUACCGAGGUCACCGAAGACUUCAGAAAUGAAGUUCUCGAAAACAUGGAAUCACUCGCCGCUCUCGGUCUCCGUGUCCUUGCUUUGGCAAGCAGGACAUACAAGGAGCAUAUCGGUGAGAAGCAGGAAUUUGACCGCAACGAGAUCGAGAAUGACCUCACCUUCCGAGGCUUAGUUGGGCUCUACGAUCCGCCUAGGCCCGAAUCUGCACCAUCCGUGCGCGAGUGUCAACAGGCGGGUAUCUCAGUCCACAUGUUGACUGGCGACCACCCCGGCACGGCUCGCGCCAUCGCACUUGAGGUCGGCAUCCUUCCGUCCCGGAUGAAUGAGGUCAGCAAGGAUGUGGCAGCUGCUAUGGUCAUGACUGCUGGCCAGUUCGACAAGCUGUCCGAUGAUGAAAUCGACCAGCUCCCGCUUCUGCCUCUUGUGGUUGCUCGUUGCGCGCCAAAUACCAAGGUCCGCAUGAUUGAGGCACUGCAUCGGAGGAAGAAGUUCGCAGCUAUGACUGGCGACGGAGUCAACGACUCACCCUCGCUCAAGCGCGCAGAUGUCGGAAUCGCCAUGGGUCAAGCGGGCUCCGAUGUCGCCAAAGACGCUUCAGACAUUGUUCUAACCGACGAUAACUUCGCCUCUAUCCUCAACGCCAUUGAAGAGGGUCGCCGCAUGUUCGACAACAUCCAGAAAUUCAUUCUGCAUCUGCUUGCUGAGAACAUCGCUCAAGCCUGUACUUUGCUCAUUGGUCUGGCCUUCAAGGAUAGUCGUGGUUUAUCGGUCUUUCCUCUUGCGCCAGUCGAGAUUCUAUGGGUCAUCAUGAUCACCUCUGGCAUGCCCGACAUGGGCCUCGGGUUUGAGAUUGCGGCUCCAGAUAUCAUGCAACGACCGCCGCAAAGCCUCAAGCGCGGUGUCUUCACCCUCGAAGUAAUGCUCGACAUGCUCGUCUACGGCCUCUGGACAGCAGCCCUCUGCCUCGCCUCCUUCACCCUCGUCCUCUACGGUUUCGGCGACGGCAACCUGGGCGAGAACUGCAAUGACGCCUACUCCGAGGCCUGCGACACUGUCUUCCGCGCCCGCGCGACCUGCUUCGCCUGCCUGACGUGGUUCGCGCUCUUCCUCGCCUGGGAGAUGAUCAACAUGCGCCGUUCCUUCUUCCGCAUGCAGCCGAAGAGCAAGAAGUACUUCACGCAGUGGAUGUUUGACGUCUGGCGCAACAAGUUCUUGUUCUGGGCCAUCAUCGCGGGGUUUGUCACGAUUUUCCCGACGCUGUAUAUUCCGGUCAUCAACCAUGUGGUUUUCAAGCACACGGGGAUUAGCUGGGAGUGGGGUAUCGUCUUCGCCGAAACGGUGCUGUUCUUCCUGGGCAUCGAGUCGUGGAAGUGGGCGAAGAGGAUCUACUUCCGUCGCCAGGCGAAGAAGACGACGGGUGGUGCGGCGCUGGAUCUGGAGAGCAGAGUCUUUGGCCAGUAUCUGCAGGGCUCUCACCCUUCUAGCAGCGACAACCUUAGCUCUGGGCCGGCGGCCGAGAAGAGCGAAUAA